AUGCAAAACAUCAGAAAUAUAAUACGACCGCACAUAGAGCCUACAUUUUACAACCACAUAGUACCGAGAAGAUGGCUUCAUCAAGUAGCAUCUAUAGGUACAUCAGAUACAGUUCUGAAUGCAGAUCAAACGAGUAAUAUACCACGAUUUUCACUAAGCUACAAAUACAACAAGUUUGUCCAAUUCAGGCAGAAAGCAGACUCGAGAAUUAAUUUUCUUCGAAUGAUCAUCCCCGAAGAAUAUCAAGUGAGCAAUACGAUAUUAUUUAACUGUGUAUAUUUUGAUCCAUGCAACAUUAUCCAAACGCAGCACAAAGAUCAGUUCCACGACCCAGUUUUCCUCGAGCAGAGCAAGGUGCUGCUUUUGGGGAAGAUGGCGCUAAAUCAUGAGUUGGAAAAGUUUGUAUUGUGGUUGUUGGGGAGAAAAAACCAAGCCGAACUUGAGAAAAACGGUAAUUUCUCACUAGAUAUGCUAUCAGAGGUACCAAAGAUGGUUAAAACAAUCAACAAUACAGCAGUACGAAGGAAAUUUAUCUCGCAAUUCCUUAACGUGUAUGAGAAUAAGAAACUUUUGGAUGAGGAUACGGAAACAACAACCUCAAUCAAGAUUCCGGAAGAUAUUCGCCAUAAAGUGAUUCCUGCUUUACUAGGGUUUAUGAUUCUGCAGAUUGACUCGGAAAAGUUUAGCGAGUUUGUACUUGAGUUCUUGAUCAGGGGAAGGGAUUCAAAGAAGAAGAAAUACAAGCAUAAGGGCCUGUAUGAGCUCAGUAAAAGGUACCGCAGGCAUUCAUGA
Molecule: messenger RNA, 792 nt
Organism: Brettanomyces bruxellensis
Lineage: Eukaryota; Fungi; Ascomycota; Pichiomycetes; Pichiales; Pichiaceae
Exons: 1
Coding region: 1-792 (263 amino acids)
Source: RefSeq, a predicted model, not a curated record